AUGGGCUUACGUCAAGCCCAAUAUGUCAACGAACUCCACUCGACAGACAAACGGCCCAAUUUCCCGAAUCCAAAUUACAAAGCGCGAAACUUCCAGAAAGGAAGAACUAAAGCAAGAAAAAAUACGACAGGUUUAGUGCAACAGGUUGGUAGGAAUCUAAUUCGAGUUCAUUGUCCUGCUUUAGUUUUUUGGAAAAGAUGCUGCUCUUCAGAUGCUUUGAUGGAACUGGGAGUGAAGCGUGGCGAGGUUGGAAUGGUCUCUGGGAUACCCGAACAGCACCUAAAACGAAGGGUUCUAAUUUACUCGCCUGCUCGAACUGCAUCACAGCAGGGCUCAGGGAAAGUUGGAAAAUGGAAGAUCAAUUUUUUAUCAACACAUAAGUGGGAAAAUCCGUUGAUGGGUUGGACAUCAACAGGAGAUCCGUAUGCCAAUGUUGGUGAGGCUGGACUUGAAUUUGACAGUGAAGAAGCUGCAAAAGCAUUUGCUGAGAAAUAUGGCAAGGAAUAUGAAGUCAAGAAGCGACAUACGCCUCUUCUCAAGGUUAAGUCAUAUGCAGACAAUAUCAAAUGGAAGGGCCCACCAAAUGGUGAAGAUAAUUAA
Messenger RNA from Theobroma umbraticum, 600 nucleotides. Its product is annotated as NADH dehydrogenase [ubiquinone] iron-sulfur protein 4, mitochondrial-like. Lineage: Eukaryota; Viridiplantae; Streptophyta; Magnoliopsida; Malvales; Malvaceae. The record is from RefSeq and is a predicted model, not a curated record. Gene Ontology annotation, biological process: electron transport chain.